Molecule: messenger RNA, 2890 nt
Organism: Phyllostomus hastatus (greater spear-nosed bat)
Lineage: Eukaryota; Metazoa; Chordata; Mammalia; Chiroptera; Phyllostomidae
Gene: PKLR
Product: pyruvate kinase L/R
Exons: 11
Coding region: 82-1713 (543 amino acids)
Biological process (GO): cellular response to insulin stimulus; glycolytic process
Cellular component (GO): cytoplasm
Molecular function (GO): potassium ion binding; magnesium ion binding; pyruvate kinase activity
Source: RefSeq, a predicted model, not a curated record
CCCCAGCCCAGCGGGGCCUCAUACCUCCGGCAGCCUGACGGUGUGGAGCAGAUCGCCAGAGCCCAGCAGGCGUGCUGCAGCAUGGAGGGGCCAGCGGGGUACCUGCGGAGGGCCAGCGUAGCCCAACUGACCCAGGAGCUGGGCACGGCCUUCUUUCAGAAGCAGCAGCUGUCAGCCGCAAUGGCAGACACCUUCCUGGAACACCUCUGCCUGCUGGACAUCGACUCGGAGCCCGUGGCUGCUCGCAGCACCAGCAUCAUUGCCACCAUUGGGCCGGCAUCUCGCUCCGUAGAGCGCCUCAAGGAGAUGAUCAAGGCCGGGAUGAACAUUGCUCGACUCAACUUCUCCCACGGCUCACAUGAGUACCACGCUGAGUCCAUCGCCAAUGUCCGAAAGGCGGUGGAGAGCUUCGCAACUUCCCCGCUCGGCUACCGACCGGUGGCCAUCGCUUUGGACACCAAAGGACCGGAGAUUCGCACCGGGAUCCUGCAGGGGGGCCCGGAGUCGGAAGUGGAGCUAGUGAAGGGCUCCCAGGUGCUGGUGACCGUGGACCCGACGUUCCAGACGCGAGGAGACGCGAACACCGUGUGGGUGGACUACCCCAACAUCCUCAGGGUCGUGCCGGUGGGGGGCCGCAUCUACAUCGACGACGGGCUCAUCUCCCUCGUGGUCAGGAAAAUCGGCCCAGAGGGGCUGGAGACCGAGGUGGAGAACGGCGGCGUCCUGGGCAGCCGGAAGGGCGUGAACCUGCCGGGCGCCCAGGUGGACCUGCCAGGGCUGUCCGAGCAAGACGCCCGGGACCUGCGCUUUGGGGUGGAGCAUGGCGUAGACAUCAUCUUUGCCUCCUUCGUGCGGAAAGCCAGCGAUGUGGCUGCGGUCCGAGCUGCUCUGGGGCCAGAAGGACAGGCCAUCAAGAUCAUUAGCAAAAUCGAGAACCACGAAGGCGUGAAGAAGUUUGAUGAAAUCCUGGAAGUGAGCGACGGCAUCAUGGUGGCACGGGGUGAUCUGGGCAUCGAGAUCCCAGCGGAGAAGGUUUUCCUAGCUCAGAAGAUGAUGAUUGGACGUUGCAACUUGGCCGGCAAACCAGUUGUCUGUGCCACACAGAUGCUGGAGAGCAUGAUCAGUAAGCCCCGGCCGACACGGGCAGAGACGAGUGACGUGGCCAACGCUGUGCUGGAUGGUGCAGACUGCAUCAUGCUGUCGGGGGAAACUGCCAAAGGCAGAUUUCCCGUGGAGGCCGUAAGGAUGCAGCACGCGAUUGCCCGGGAGGCAGAGGCCGCAGUCUACCACCAGCAGCUGUUUGAGGAGCUGCGCCGCGUAGCACCGCUGAGCCGUGAUCCCACUGAAGUCACUGCCAUCGGCGCUGUGGAGGCUUCCUUCAAGUGCUGUGCUUCGGCCAUCAUCGUGCUGACCACGACUGGCCGCUCAGCCCAGCUUCUGUCUCGGUACCGACCUCGGGCAGCGGUCAUCGCUGUCACCCGCUCUGCCCAGGCUGCCCGCCAGGCCCACCUAUGCCGAGGAGUCUUUCCCUUGCUCUACCGUGAACCUCCAGAGGCCAUCUGGGCAGAUGAUGUGGAUCACCGGGUUCAAUAUGGCAUUGAAAGUGGAAAGCUUCGUGGCUUACUCCACGUUGGAGACCUGGUGAUUGUGGUGACAGGCUGGCGACCUGGCUCUGGCUAUACCAACAUCAUGCGAGUGCUGAGUGUGUCCUGAGAUGCCCCUCCCCCUCGGAACCAGCCAGCUCUGGACCCCAUCCCUCCUCCCCACGCCACCCACACCCUUCAUCUGUCUUGUCUGCUCCCAGUCCUCCCCACCUGAGGCCACGUCUGCCAUCUAGCCACAUUCCACGGUGCCCCUUCCCCCUCGCCACGCAGGCCCUCAGAGUCUGGCCAUCUGGCAGCUCCAGUGGCGCACCCAGUGCUCCCACCCAAUGCUCUCAGCUGGACCCUAAGAUGCUCUGAGCCUUUAAUCCCAGCUUAACUGGUUAAUUCUAUUUCCCCAGGCUUCCCACACCUGGAGGUGGGGGAGAGGAGAACAGGGCAGUCGUGUCCAACCUCCACAAAACCACUAUUUUAGAAAUAUUUCAGAUCCACAUGCAGUCUGGCGUUCUUGUACGUGGCCUUCUGGGUAAUCUCUCUCCCAAGGACGGUGCCACUUCUUCCCUCAUUAGAGCUAAUAGUGAUGUCAAAGCGCCGCCCUCUGGGGCAAGGCAGGGCGGAUGGAUACUGGGGAGCACAGCCUGUCACUGUCUUCGCAGCUUCGCCUGGGACUGCGGACCACUUUCCGGCCGCUCCCAGGGCCAUCUCCUGUCUUGUGGGGCGAGGCGCCUUCUCCUGCACCCAGAAAUUCCUUCUCUGUGCCCGCACGCAAACCAGGAGCCGAAAUGAGUGUCUCUAUUUUCUUUUUUUAAACCCAGCUAUUUGGAAGCAAUUAUAAAACUUUCCCCACAUACCUCGUAUUCCAGAACUCCACACCCAGAAGAAAAAUGAGCUUUGGGGUCCCGGCCCCACAUUCUUUGAUGCUGUACAGUCGGCAUGGCAACAGAGGGUGGGGGAGGGGUUCUGUUGUCCCUGAGAAGGCGGGGCACUGGCUAGCCUGCCCUUUCCUAGGCUCAGGUACCUUGGGCCCUCACCUUACUCUAGCACCAACAGCAAACUCAGCAGGGAAAAGAAACUAAAACAUCCCCCACCUCCCCUGCCUCAGGUGGCCCUUCGGCCCCGACCUAAACAGGAACAGGGUCCCAGUAUUGCUGCUGUUGGGGCUGGACCAGGACCACGGGAACUGGUGUGGGGGAGGGGCGUUGCCCCUUCCUGGCUCCCUACUGGGAGGGGAUGGGAGGGGGUGGAAAAAGAAAUUGGUCAAUAAAAUGCAUUGAUAAUAAAUAAAAUUA